GCAUGCGCAGUCUCUCUGGGGUCGGUUUCCGCAGUGAAGGUGCUGGUGGUGUGCUGUGCAGACGUGUUCUCCUCGUCAGCCCAAAACCGGUCCACUCCGCUCUCCAGGCGCCCCUUGUGUGGUGUGAGGUGAUCGUUUCCAGGCCCCCCGCCGCCUGUACCCGUCUUUCCCGCGCUCUCCCGGACCACGUGUUCCCGCCGUUAUGGCCUCCACAGCGCAGCCCGAAAUCUCCUCAGAGCUGGAGAAGAAAGAGGUGACCGGGGAGGAGGCGGACAACAACCCCGAGGAGCCCAUGGACGAGGAAGACGACGAAAACGAUGACGGGGCAGACGACGGGGACGUGGAGGAAGAUGUGGUCGUCCAGAUCGGGGCCACCUACUCGUGCCGGAGGCAGGACGGGACCUACCAUGAUGCAGAAAUUGUGAAAACCAGAAUGAACAAGCAGGCCGGCCGAGAGGAAUUCUACGUGCAUUACGCUGGUUUGAAUCGACGACAAAACGAAUGGGUUGACAAAACGAGGUUGGUGAUUCCUAAACCAGUGAAGGAGGAGGCUGAGGUGGCAAACGGUACGGGCUCGGAUGUCACAGAGAAUGGAAAGACUCCACAGAAACGCAAAAAUGAGGAAGAGGAACCCGAACCGAAGAAAUUGAAGGUUGAAAAUUCAGUGGUGGCGUCCGGGGAUUUUGCAGAAGAGUUGACUUGUCUUCUGUGCAGCGAGCUUUUCAAGGAUCCCGUCAUGGUGGAAUGCGGCCAUAACUUCUGCCGUAACUGCAUUGACAAGGCCUGGAAUGGCAAAGAAUCCUUUACCUGCCCUGACUGUAAGGAAGUAAUCACCGAUAAGAGGUACACCACCAAUCGGGCCCUGGCUAACCUGGUGAAGAAGACCGUUGGCAGCACUCCCACCCUGACCCCAACAAAAUCUACAGAGAAGCCUAAACUUGCUGAGAAUUGCCCUGAGCACGAUGAGAGGCUGAAGCUCUACUGCAAGGAUGAUGGGACCCUGAGCUGCGUCAUCUGCCGGGACUCUCUGAAACACGCAAGUCACACCUUCCUGCCCAUCCUGGAUGCCGUGGGAGUGUACAGGGCAGAGCUGUCGGACAUCGUGGCUCCAUUAGAAGAAGCCCUCAAGGUGACGGAACAGCUGACAACACAACAAAGUGAGAAGGUUGAGCAGCACAAGACCAACAUAUCCGAGUUCAAGGAGCACAUUUUGUCAGAGUUUGAGAAGCUGCAUGCCUUCCUGAAAGAACGAGAGGAGAAGCUAUUGGAGCAGCUUAAGGAACAGGGAGAGAGCCUGCUUAAGGAGAUGGAGGCCAAUAUGAUCAAGAUGCAGGAGAACCAGGACAACAUUAAGGAGACUAUCACGAUGGCCAACGAGAGGGUGAACGAUAAUGACUCCAUCUCUUUCCUCACUGACAUAAAGACUUUCAUUGAAAAGUGUCAGGAACAACAGAAGGAUGUGAUGUCUUCAGGUAACAGCCUGCUCUCCAAGGAUCUGUGUCAGGGAACAUUUAGAGGGCCCAUCCAAUAUACCCUCUGGAAGCAGAUGAAAUCUUUCAUUGUUCCAAAUCUGACUCCAAUGCUGCUAGAUCCUGCCACUGCGCACCCCAACCUAGUACUGUCUGAUAAUAUGACCAGCGUUAAAUAUGGAGAUACUAAAGUCCAGGUCUCUGACAAUCCCAAACGAUUCAGUCAGUGCAUUCUGGUCCUGGGCUCUGAGGGCUUUGAUUCUGGCCGCCAUUACUGGGAGGUUGAAGUAGGAGACAAGACCGCUUGGGAUGUUGGUAUGGCUAGUGAGUCCAGCAACCGCAAGGGAAAGAUCAAGCUGAACCCCAAGAACGGCUACUGGGCCAUCUGGCUGAGGAACGGCAACGCUUACAAGGCUCUGGAGUCUCCUUCUAAGUCCUUGGUCCUGAACUCCAAGCCGAAGAGAAUUGGGGUCUACGUUGAUUACGAGGGAGGUCAGAUAUCUUUCUACAAUGCUGAUGACAUGUCUGCUAUCUACACGUUCAGGGCCACGUUCACUGAGAAGCUGUAUCCUUACCUGUCCCCGUUCCUGCAUGAUUCCGGCCUCAAUGCUUCUCCUCUGCGUUUCGUCCAUGACUGAUGGCUUUGCUAUCUUCCAAAUACAUGUUUUCUUUAGUUUUACCUGUUAUGCCAUGAAAAAUUGUGAAAAUGUUACGGUUUAGAAUUCUUGUUUAGUUUACAACCUUGAUUUCUGCAAUUUUAUUUUAUAUGGAAAUAAAAUGUGUUCAGUGAUUAGUAUCUUGUAUGUGUCCUUUUAGUCCAGUGAAAUAAAGGGACUGUCUGGAA
Molecule: messenger RNA, 2313 nt
Organism: Hyla sarda
Lineage: Eukaryota; Metazoa; Chordata; Amphibia; Anura; Hylidae
Product: nuclear factor 7, brain-like
Exons: 9
Coding region: 203-2107 (634 amino acids)
Molecular function (GO): protein binding; zinc ion binding
Source: RefSeq, a predicted model, not a curated record